Messenger RNA from Sapajus apella (tufted capuchin), 5523 nucleotides. It is a transcript of the gene TOX2, whose product is annotated as TOX high mobility group box family member 2. Gene Ontology annotation, biological process: regulation of transcription by RNA polymerase II. NCBI's taxonomy places the organism in Eukaryota, Metazoa, Chordata, Mammalia, Primates, Cebidae. Bases 3070 to 4620 code for a protein of 516 amino acids. Gene Ontology annotation, molecular function: chromatin DNA binding. The record is from RefSeq and is a predicted model, not a curated record. The transcript is spliced from 9 exons. Gene Ontology annotation, cellular component: nucleus.
GGAAAAAUACAAAAAUUAGCAGGGUGUGGUGGCACAUGCCUGUCGUCCCAGCUCCUUGGGAGGCCGAAACAAGAGGAUCUCUGGAGCCUAGGAAUUCAGGGCCGCAGUGAGUUACGAUCAUGCCCUUGCACUGCGGCCUGGGCAACAGAGGGAGACCCUGUCUAAAAAAAUAAAUAAAAGAAAAGCAAAAAGACAACACGCAGCCUGGACAAGCUGCCUCCAUGGAUGAGAAGAGAGAAGCAUGAAAACUGAAAGAUCAUUUCCAAAAGGCUGCAGCUCCUCCACAGGAAGCUGAGUCAUCUCUCUUUGUUUUGAACCAUAACCAUCAUGCUGCCUCAGAAUCUGAAAAAGUAAAAAAGAACUAAAAAAUGCUGAGUUCCUUCAUGGUGCAGAGGCCCUUCUUGUCUCUACCCCAGAAGGAGCCGAGUGGAGGGGCCACAGAGAUGGGACCCCCUCCAACGCACACUAAAUACCUCCGCCUGAAUAUGUAUUGCAAAACCGAGAGCACCGCGCCUGCACACCCUGGGAUUUGCCUUGCUAAGUCUCAGCUGUCCCACCUGCCACGUGCACCUGCCGCAGCCCUGCCUGCCCUGUGGGGCUGGUGCUCUCGGGGUGCAGGAGUCAGGGUUGGGAGGCUGCUGUCUCACCUGCACACUUGUGGACAGCACGAUCACAACCCCAAAUGCCUCCUCCCAGCACAUUUGGCAGAAUCCAGUCCAGAAUCUGGGCCUCGGCUUAGCUCUUGUAAACUCCUCUCCUACAGAUGCUGGGGUCCAGUGAGUGUUUGAUGAAGAAUGCAUGGGCUUUCUGUGCUUGUCUGGUAUCACCCAGCUUCUGCCUUUUAGAAUGACUCGUUCCUUCUUUGUGUGCUCAAACUCUGCCUCUUCUCCAAAUCUCAGCUUGAAUGACACCAUUCUUAUGAAGCUCGUGCCCAGGCGACUAACCUGAGACCCUUAACCGUAAGCACCGUUUCCGUUGUAUUAUAGUUACCUCCAUGUGUGAGCUGGGCUGCCUGUGAGGACAGGGGCAGUGUUCUGUUCAUACAUUGCUCCAGCAUCUGGAAUUAUGACCUACGUGAAUUAAGGAGGAGGCAGAGGGAACAAAAAAGUUUGUUGAGUGAAUGAAUAAAUAAAUGAUACUUGAAGGAUUUUUACCUUUGUGUUUUCUUUGUGACAAUCAAUUACACCUUUCACUUAUCUCUUGUUUCCGAUGAACAAGUUUAACAUUCAACAAACAACAUGGCUUCUUUCAACAUCAACAAAUGCCCAUCAUUUUUCAGGGCUGCAUAGUAUUCCACUGUACCAAGAGCCAUGAUGUAUUUAUCCACUCCUCUAUCAAUGGACUUUAAUUGUUAUUUUCAUCUUCUUAUAAACAACGAUGCAAUAAAUAUCCUGGCCACACAAAUUUGAGCCUAGAAAGUUCUUUCUCAUCCAAAGCUUAUAUAAAUAUUCAUGGACAGUUUCUUCUUGCAUGCUUACAACUUUGUAUGUGUUUCUAAAUCUUUGGUAUGUCUGAAAUUUUAAUCCAUCUUUGUAUCAUGGUGCAAAAUCCACCUCUCUUUUGCCUUGAGAUGAGUGCCACGUGCCUUGGAUCUAUUGGUUGUGUGCACUUUCUAUUUGGUGAGCACCCACUGUGUGUCAGGCGCCGUGCUGGGAGCCGGGACCCAGAGAUGAGCAAGACAGACGAUCCUGACCAUGAAGAAGCUCAGAGCCUAGAGAAGAACAGUAAGCACAGAAACAAAAGUCAUCAAACACAUAAGCAGAAACCAUUGGCUGGAGGUGUGUGCUAUGGACAAAAUAAUUCAGGUGCAGGUGAGAUUAGAGGAGCUCUCUUUGGGGAGGAAGGAGAUCUUUGAGCAGAGCUGAAAGGAUGAGAAGCCGUCAGUUGUGUGAAGGUCGGGGAAGAACAUUCCAGGCAGAGGGAACAGCAUGAGAAAGGUACAGAGGCAAAGAAGCAAGACUUUUUUCUUUCUGGAGCCUUUUGUAACCCACCCCCACUCUCUCCCUCCUCCUGCAGACAUGCUGGGCACCAGCCGCCUUUACCACAUGAAAUUUGCUCUUCCCAGGCCGUUCUCUCUGCCUCUUAGUAUUGUUAGCAGUGUUCAGGAAUAGGAUGAUUGCCCAGCGUUCUUCCUGCUCAGUCUGGAUCCUCUCUCAGCUCUAGGAUGCUUCCUCAGCAGCCUUUGCUUCUUCUGAAAUGUCCAAAAAAUUAAAAUUAGUUUAAUAGCAUCCAGCACAGUACAUGGCACUUAAUAGGUACUAUUACCCCCAUUUUACAGGUGAAGAAACCGAGGCUCAGGGAAGUUAGCCAUUCCAGCAGGCAGAGCUAGGAUUCAAACCUAGCCCUGUCUUAUUUCAAAGUCUGCCUUCUUCGCGGAGCCCUAGUUUAACUGCAUUUGUGGGAAAGCUGAUGAGAGACUGCUGGUUAAUCCCUAGUGCCUCGGGCCAGCUUAUUCCCAAGCGCUUGGAGGCAUGUGGUGGGUGACCUUGGCCUUUGGCCUGAUGGCUUCAGAAGAGUGGAAAGAAACCAGGGGAGGUUCUUAUUUUUUUCAUUUUAAAUUACAAAUGUAAUACAUGCUUGUGGUAAAGAAUAAAAAAAUGAAACGAGAAAAAAGCAGCAACUGAAAAUAUCUCCUCCUCCCUAGUGUAACCACUAUUAACAGCCUGGUAUCUUUUACAGGGCGUGUUCAAACAUAUACAUAUACACAGUUACUAUUUUUAUAAAAAUGGAACCGUGUCCUUGACUUUUUCUUCCAGCCAGUUCCAAGUCAGUUCCUCUAUACCUUCCUCAUUCCAUUGGAUGUAUUUCAGUGUAUUCAACCAGACCCUGGCUUUCGACAUUUAGCUGUCUCUAAUUCUCUCCGUAACAAGCAACAUCCCUGGGCACGCAUCCAUGCACUGAGUACAGGUAUUUCUGCAGGAUGGAUGCUCAGAAGUCUAAUUGCUGAAUGAAAGGGCGUGUAAGUUUCACACGUUGACAGGUGCUGCCAAUUUGCCUUCCGAAGGCUCUUCCAGUGCACCACCCCUCCCAAGGCAGCGUGUGUGAGUGGGGAAGGCUCUUAAGCCACAGAUGACGUGGAGCUGCGCUGUAUUUAGGGGCUGCCUCCUCUACUCCCCGAGACCUGGCGUGAAGACCGCCACCAGGAGCUCUGAACACGCAGGCCCAAAUUGGAAGAAGAGAUGGAUUUUGAUAAAAGAGCUUGAUGGUGACAGUGCCUACGUGGGGAUGAGUGACGGAAACCCAGAGCUCCUGUCAACCAGCCAGACCUACAACGGCCAGAGCGAGAACAACGAAGACUAUGAGAUCCCCCCAAUAACACCUCCCAACCUCCCUGAGCCAUCCCUCCUGCACCUGGGGGACCACGAAGCCAGCUACCACUCGCUGUGCCACGGCCUCGCCCCCAACGGUCUGCUCCCUGCCUACUCCUACCAGGCCAUGGACCUCCCAGCCAUCAUGGUGUCCAACAUGCUAGCACAGGACAGCCACCUGCUGUCGGGCCAGCUGCCCACGAUCCAGGAGAUGGUCCACUCGGAGGUGGCCGCCUACGACUCAGGUCGGCCCGGGGCCCUGCUGGGCCGCCCGGCAAUGCUGGCCAGCCACAUGAGUGCCCUCAGCCAGUCCCAGCUCAUCUCGCAGAUGGGCAUCCGGAGCGGCAUCACCCACAGCUCCCCGUCACCCCCGGGGAGCAAGUCAGCGACACCCUCUCCCUCCAGCUCCACUCAGGAGGAGGAGUCGGAGGCGCAUUUCAAGAUCUCGGGAGAAAAGAGACCUUCAGCUGACCCAGGAAAAAAGGCCAAGAACCCAAAGAAGAAGAAAAAGAAGGACCCCAAUGAGCCGCAGAAGCCCGUGUCGGCCUACGCGCUCUUCUUCAGAGACACUCAGGCUGCCAUCAAGGGACAGAACCCCAGUGCCACUUUCGGUGAUGUGUCCAAAAUCGUGGCCUCCAUGUGGGACAGCCUGGGAGAGGAGCAGAAGCAGGCCUACAAGAGAAAGACGGAAGCAGCAAAGAAGGAAUAUCUGAAGGCUCUGGCAGCCUACCGGGCUAGCCUCGUCUCCAAGAGCUCCCCGGACCAAAGUGAGACCAAGAGCAGUCAGCCAAACCCACCAGCCAAAAUGCUGCCACCCAAGCAGCCCAUGUAUGCCAUGCCAGGCCUGGCCUCCUUCCUUACACCAUCAGACCUGCAGGCCUUCCGCAGCGGGGCCUCCCCGGCCAGCCUCGCCCGGACCCUGGGCUCCAAGUCUCUGCUGCCAGGCCUCAGUGCGUCCCCACCGCCACCACCCUCCUUCCCGCUCAGCCCCCCACUGCACCAGCAGCUGUCACUGCCCCCUCACGCCCAGGGCGCCCUCCUCAGUCCACCUGUUAGCAUGUCCCCAGCCCCCCAGCCCCCUGUCCUGCCCACCCCCAUGGCACUCCAGGUGCAGCUGGCGAUGAGCCCCUCACCUCCCGGGCCACAGGACUUCCCACACCUCUCUGAGUUCCCCAGCAGCUCGGGCUCCUGCUCCCCCGGCCCAUCCAACCCCACCAGCAGCGGGGACUGGGACAGCAGCUACCCCAGCGGGGAGUGCGGCAUCAGCACCUGCAGCCUGCUGCCCAGAGACAAAUCGCUCUACCUCACCUAAUCCCGCCUCCCCCUCAUCCCCGAGGCUCGCUGGAAGGCACUGCUCGGAGCCUGAAGGGCUGACAGCAGAAACGAGGCCCUGGCCAGAGGCAGGGUGGCCCAUCGGAGAGAUCCCAUUGCCCAGGGGCUGAGUCUCUUCCUCGACCUCCCACCAGACUCUGCAGAGACAGCCCCACUGCCCGCCGCCAGCCCAAAGAACCUGCAGGAACCUUCUGCCUGCUGACCUGCUUGCUCCAGGGUAACCGUGGACCCUGUCCUCGCCCUGCGCACGGUACCCUAUGUCUGGAUGCCUGGCCCCAGCUCCAGCUCAUGGGGACUGCCCCUGGCGGAGUCGCUUACCAACGGACACCCACCCCCAAUGCUUGGGCCAGGGGGCCGGCCCCCAUCAUAGACGUGCACAUCGGCUUUCCAGUGUGAACAAAUGACGAAACCUAUGAACUCUUGGUUCCGUGUAAGUAGUUGACUACGUGUUUUAGAACUGUGCUGAAGACAUCUGUAAGAUUAUCUUGUGGGGGGGGGAAAAAAGUAGUUUCCUUUAAGGUAAAAAGCAUUUUAUAUGGCCCUUAGCACAUUUUUAAGUUUCAUCUUAAGGGAGACGUGCACAAAAGCGGCCGCCAACCUGUGUGGCCAUCCUCAGCAAGGACCGGACGAUCGCGAGCCCCCACCCCCGCACUGCUCUCCUUUCAAACAUGUAUUCAUGUAUUUUAAAUUGCCAGCGACGAUUUGUCUAUUUAUGAAGAAACCCUGAGAACAGAGUUGCAGCUUCUCCUACCGUGUGCGUGGUUUUGGGGUUUGGUUUGGUUCCUUGACGUUGUUUGCAGCUGUUUUCUGGCCCUGGCGAGUGUCUGUCUUGGUGCCCAGUGCUUCUCUCAAAUCUCUUUAUAAUAAAACUUCUGAAAAGCUG